Messenger RNA from Arachis ipaensis, 1684 nucleotides. Its product is annotated as purple acid phosphatase 18. The record is from RefSeq and is a predicted model, not a curated record. Gene Ontology annotation, molecular function: metal ion binding; acid phosphatase activity. Lineage: Eukaryota; Viridiplantae; Streptophyta; Magnoliopsida; Fabales; Fabaceae.
ACAAGAUUUUUGUCAACGGUUGAACACAAAGUACAACACUGUAGAUUCUUGUCCUUCCUUUUCCUUUUUCCACCAUAGAUUCAUUCUCAUAUCAAAACAUGGAACUCCUCAAACUCCUAAGGUUGGUGGUUGCUGUGUUACUCUCUUCAACUGCCACACCAGAAGCAUAUGUUAGGCCUCUUCCUCGGAAAAACUUGGACUUAGGAGGAGGCUUCAGAUGGCCAUGGGAUUCAAAAACCAAUUCUCAACCCCAACAGGUGCACAUUUCUUUAGCAGGAGAGAAGCACAUGAGAGUUUCAUGGAUAACUGAUGAUAAAAACUCACCUUCUUAUGUAGAAUAUGGAAAAUCACCUGGCAUAUAUGAUUUAGUAGCCGAAGGAGAUUUCACUUCUUAUAGUUAUAUGCUAUAUAGCUCAGGAAAGAUACACCAUACUGUGAUUGGUCCUUUGGAAUACAACACUGUGUACUAUUAUCGAUGUGGUGGACAAGGUCCAGAGUUCAAGCUUAAGACUCCUCCAGCUCAAUUCCCAAUUACAUUCGCCGUUGCCGGGGAUUUGGGGCAGACUGGCUGGACCGAAUCGACAUUAGAUCAUAUAGAUCAGUGUAAACACCAUGUGUACCUGCUUCCGGGAGACCUUUCCUAUGCCGAUUAUAUGCAGCAUCUAUGGGACUCCUUUGGGAAGCUAGUGGAGCCACUUGCUAGUUCAAGGCCAUGGAUGGUAACUGAGGGGAACCAUGAAGAGGAGAAUAUACCAUUGUUGAAGGAUGGUUUUGUGUCCUAUAAUUCCAGAUGGAAGAUGCCAUUUGAAGAGAGUGGAUCAACAUCAAAUCUCUACUAUUCUUUUGAAGUUGCAGGUGUUCAUAUUGUUAUGCUUGGCUCCUAUGCAGAUUAUGAUGAGUGGUCAGAACAAUACAGAUGGCUAAAGGCAGAUCUAUCAAAGGUGGAUAGGAAAAGGACACCUUGGCUGGUUGUGUUGUUUCAUGUACCAUGGUAUAAUAGUAACAAGGCUCAUCAAGGUGAAGGAGAUGCUAUGAAGGCAGCUAUGGAGUCAUUGCUUUAUGCUGCUAGUGUUGAUUUAGUUAUUGCUGGGCAUGUUCAUGCUUAUGAACGCUCGAAGCGCGUGUAUGACGGAAGACCGGAUCCUUGUGGUGCUGUGCAUAUAACUAUUGGUGAUGGAGGAAAUAGAGAAGGCUUAGCUCAUAGGUAUAUAAAUCCACAACCAAAUUGGUCGGAAUUUCGCGAAGCUAGUUUCGGACACGGCGAGCUGACAAUGGUUAACUCAACUCAUGCUUACUGGAGUUGGCACAGGAAUGAUGAUGAUGAGUCAGUAAAAGCUGAUGAUUUCUGGAUAACCUCUUUGGUUAGCUCGAGAUGUGUUGAUGACAAGAGCCAUGAACUCCGGAGUAUGCUUAUGACACCAUAAAAGCCUCAGAUCCGCCGGUGCCAUCCCUUAACUUGGUGGAUUAGCAAGAGUAUAUAUGACACUACUAGCAGCUUGAAAGGACUAUAUAGAAUAUAGAUUGAUGAUACUGAAGCAUUUAGCAUAUUGAAACUGGUUCUGAUUGUAUACUUGUAUAUUUGAGUGCUCAAAAGACAGAGAAAUAUAAUUAAGUCAUCAACUUUUAGUGUAAUGAUGAUGUUCUCUUGGAUGGUGUUACUUGUAUUGUGAGAACUUGUUAGCUU